GACAUAAUGGCUGCUACGAUGGAAAAGGUUUGCGUGCUGGGAUCGGGCAACUGGGGCUCGACGGCGGGGAAGAUCGUGGCGUCGAAUGCUGCGCGGCUGGAUGAUGUGGCCAGCGAGGUCAACAUGUGGGUGUUUGAGGAGCAGGUGGACGGGCGCAAGCUGACCGAGAUCAUCAACGAGGAUCACGAGAACCCCAAGUACCUGCCCGGGGUGAAGCUGCCGGAGAACUUGGUGGCGGUGCCGGAUGCAGCGGCAGCGGUGUCCGGCGCGACGCUGCUCAUCUUCUGCCUCCCGCACCAGUUCCUCCCGCGGCUUUGCGCGUCGAUCAAGGACGCGGCGGCGCCGGGUGCACGGGCAAUCACGCUCAUCAAGGGCUUUGACGUCGACGACGAUGGCAUUGUCCUGCUCUCCGAGUACAUCACGGCACAGCUGGGCAUGCCGUGCGCGGUCCUGAUGGGCGCCAACAUCGCCAACGAGGUGGCGCGCGAGGAGUUUUCCGAGACAACCAUCGGGUACCACCACGAGGCGAACGGCAAGCUCUGGUGCCGGCUGUUCCAGACCAAGUACUUUCGGGUCGCCAUUGUGCCGGAUCCGGUGGCGGUCGAGCUCUGCGGCGCUAUCAAGAACGUUGUGGCGCUCGGCGCCGGCUUUUGCGACGGGCUCAAGCUCGGCAACAACACCAAGGCUGCAGUCAUCCGCAUCGGCCUGCUCGAGAUGCGCCAGUUUACCCAGACCUUUUUCAACGGUGCCGGUGAGCUGACGACGUACUUUGAGUCGUGCGGCCUUGCCGAUCUCAUCACCACCUGCUACGGCGGGCGCAACCGCAAGUGCGCCGAGGCCUUUGUGGCGUCGGGCAAGAGCUGGGACGAGCUCGAGGCCGAGCUGCUCGGUGGACAGAAGCUGCAGGGCACGCUCACCACCAUCGAGGUGAUAAAGGCCAUCGAUAAGGCCGGCGCCCGCGGCAACUUUCCGCUCUUCACCGCCAUCAAUGCCAUCUGCUUUGAGGGUGCCGCGCCGUCGACGCUCUUUGACAACCUGGUCCACGACGACGCGCUUGUGUCGCGGAUGUAGGUUGCCACGACAAAGCAAAGAGUAAAUGAGUGCGGG
Molecule: messenger RNA, 1107 nt
Organism: Thecamonas trahens ATCC 50062
Lineage: Eukaryota; Apusomonadida; Apusomonadidae
Product: glycerol-3-phosphate dehydrogenase [NAD+]
Exons: 1
Coding region: 7-1071 (354 amino acids)
Biological process (GO): carbohydrate metabolic process; glycerol-3-phosphate catabolic process
Cellular component (GO): glycerol-3-phosphate dehydrogenase (FAD) complex; cytosol
Molecular function (GO): protein homodimerization activity; NAD binding; glycerol-3-phosphate dehydrogenase [NAD(P)+] activity
Source: RefSeq, a predicted model, not a curated record